Molecule: messenger RNA, 888 nt
Organism: Anopheles coustani
Lineage: Eukaryota; Metazoa; Arthropoda; Insecta; Diptera; Culicidae
Exons: 1
Coding region: 1-888 (295 amino acids)
Source: RefSeq, a predicted model, not a curated record
AUGAACGCGACCGUCAGCACGGCAGGAGCGACGACCACUGCGAUGGCAUCGUCCUCAUCAUCUAACGCGAAGAGUAGCAUUAAUGCGAGCUUUUCACUACGCAGCGGUGUAGGAAUGGGUCGCCGUUCGCUACUCUUGACACGAACGCUAUGUGCGCCGAAUUCACCAACGACGGGCGAACUCGGUACCAGGAAGGGGGGGUUGGUCGUGCCAUCGCCACCAGUCACUAGCCGGACGACGAACAACGCUCCGACGCCCACAUCGUCCUCCUCAUCGUCCGGUGCUGGUACACUCGCCCUGUCCGUGCUAAAUGCUGCUUCAGUGCUCACAUCAUCUUUCAACCAUAAAACGACGACGACGACGACGACUACGGCCAAAUGCACCAGAAAAGGUCUCAACUUUAAGCCGCAUCAGCAGCAGCAGCAGCUCAACGGCAUCGUCUCCAAUCAAUCGCUCCUGCUGCGUCAUCAAACGAACAAUGCGAUCAAACAGCAGCAACAAUUGCCGUUGCCAUCAUUCGCGAUGCUAGGCGACCCACAGAGCGUCGGUAAGAAAGCAGCGAACAGCAGCAGUGGCAGCAGCAGUGGCAGCGGCAGCGGCGGCAGCAGCACCAGCACCAAUAACACCAACGUCGUCGUACCGCUGUGCAGUGCCAGCUUCAAUCAACAGCCGCAGCAGCAACCGGUGGCGCGUAAAAAUUAUCCGUCGAAACAGCAACUGACGCUAAUGAAGGGCAGCGAUAGAGGAGCCGGUGGUCACAAUCCGCUGCCACCGCCGCCAUCAACAAUUCCAACCUCCACCACCUCCUCGUCGAUGUUGGUGAACGCGGCGGCACACGCUCUCCUAGCUGGGCGACACAGCAAUGGUUGGCGCAACGCAGCCGACUAG